Messenger RNA from Drosophila grimshawi, 920 nucleotides. RefSeq names its product cytochrome c oxidase assembly factor 7 homolog (gene Coa7). Gene Ontology annotation, cellular component: mitochondrial intermembrane space. The coding region runs from base 82 to 870 and encodes 262 amino acids. The record is from RefSeq and is a predicted model, not a curated record. The transcript is spliced from 3 exons. Gene Ontology annotation, molecular function: protein binding. NCBI's taxonomy places the organism in Eukaryota, Metazoa, Arthropoda, Insecta, Diptera, Drosophilidae.
CAACAUAACAUCCAGAGAGGCAUCGACAAAACUGGCUGUUAUAUUUUAUUUUUAUAUAUAUCAUAGUUAAACAAAAACACAAUGGCCUACGACUUAAAAAAGGAGUCUGACGUUAAGGAGUAUGUAGAGAAGCUGGGCGUUGAAUAUCGCUUUGGCUGCUAUUCGGAAAAGAAACCGGAAGUUUGCCAUCUUCUCGGUGAUUAUUUGGAGGGCAUUAAGAAGGACUUCGAGAAGGCAUCGAAAGUAUACAAAUCGACAUGUGACGAUUAUGGUUAUGCAAAAUCCUGCUAUAAAUAUGGCAACUAUAGCUUUCUGGGCAAGGGCAAAAGUGGCAGCAAAGGCGAACCGCGCGUCGCUUAUCAAUAUUAUGAGAAGGGCUGCAACCUAAAUGAUUCUGAUGCGUGUUUGCAUUCUGGCCUGUUGCUGGUUUCGCGCUCAAUGCCCAAAGAGAUUGACAGAAAUGUGCCCAAGGGCUUGCAGUUUCUAACAAAGAGUUGUGACAUGAACAAUGCUACCGCCUGCUUCUAUUUAUCCGGCAUGCACAUUUCGGGCGUACAAAAGAAGCCCGAGGAUGUGGCGGGCGGGGCCAGCGUUGUGCCGCCGAGCACAACUAAAUCGCCGAUAAAGGACACCGAUUACAUUGUGCUCAAGGAUAUGAAGAAGGCUUUUCAGUUUGCCUAUAAGGCGUGCGAGUUGCGUAACAUGUACGCCUGUGCAAAUCUUAGCCAAAUGUAUGCGCGCGGCGAUGGCAUCGAGAAGAACGAAAAGGAGGCGGAAAAAUACAAGAAGCUCGCCCUCGAAAUGCAGGAGGAGGUGAAGAAGCAACAGGAGACGCUGACCUUUCAGCAGGGUGUCGGCAUGCCAAACUGAUUAACAACAAUUAACUAAAACAACAACAACAAUACAUGCAUCAAAUAGUU